UGGAGCCCGAUGACAACACGUCGUUCUACAUCCUGAAUGUGGGCCAGCCCCAGUCUAUGAUCACCAACCACCAGUCUCUUGGCCUGCCUCGUCAUGGCAUGCAGCCCCACUCCCAGUUCAUCAGCUCCUCCCCACGCCUUCACUCACACAGACAAGGAUCGGAUCCUCCCAGAUAUGAAGCCCCGGGCUCCAAGUACGGCUCCUCCCCUCUGCUGCCCUCGGCUCCUGUGGAGGCUCCGAAGGCCUUCGAGUGCCCCAGCAUCCAGAUCACCUCCAUCUCCCCCAGCUGCCAGCAGGAGAUGGACGCCAAUGAGCAGGAUCUGAGGGCCAAUGGGCCUGAUGGGGACUAUCAUGUGGAUAGGCCCCUGUCCAGAGACCACCUGUACCUGCCUCUGGACCACUCGUACCGGGACUCUUCGCUCAGCCCGAGUCCGUGCAGCAGCCUCUCCUCUCGGAGCUGGUUCUCUGACGCCUCCUCCUGUGAAUCUUUCUCACACGUCUAUGACGAUGUUGAAUCGGAGCUAAACGAGGCGGCGGCCCGCUUCACCCUCGGCUCCCCUCUGACUUCCCCGGUAUGUAUCUCCCCUCAAACCUGUGGGGGGGUUUUGGAGGAGCAGCCCAACUGGCAGCACCAUCACCCCGCCUUCGUGCACCACUCCCACUCCAUCAGCCUGUCACCCCGGACGUCCCCGUGCCACUCGCCACGCACCAGUGUCACCGAUGAGAAUUGGCUUAGCCCGCGUCCCACCUCUAGGCCCUCCUCACGUCCCACCUCACCCUGUGGGAAGAGGCGCCACUCCAGCGCUGACAUCUGCUACCCCGCCUCCUUGUCUCCUCAUCACUCACCCUCACCCACACCAGGACCUUCACCCAGGGGCAGCGUGACGGAGGACACAUGGAUCGGCAGUCCUUCUUUAGGCAUGUCUCCCUUCCAGUGCUGUCCAUCAGAGGCAGACAUCCCGUCCAAGACGAGGAAGACGUCGCAGGACAGAACAGCAAUGCAGACUGGGACAGGGGAGAUGGGGCUAGAUGACCAAGGAAAUAUGUCUCCUAAUCUAGACUCUCCUUCUGACGAUGGUCUCCACAGUCUGAAGAAGGACGGGCCCGGGGAACAGUUCCUCUCAGUGCCCUCUCACUUCUCAUGGAAUAAACCCAAACCUGGUCAUACGCCCAUAUUCAGGACCUCCUCACUGCCUCCUCUGGACUGGCCGCUACCGAGCCAGUUUGGCCAGUAUGAAUUGAAGAUAGAAGUGCAACCCAAAGCCCACCACCGAGCGCACUACGAGACCGAGGGCAGCCGAGGAGCCGUCAAAGCUUCUUCCGGUGGCCACCCGAUUGCCAAGCUCAUUGGCUACACUGAGAAGCCCAUCAACCUGCAGAUGUUCAUCGGAACAGCAGACGACCGCUACUUGAGGCCGCACGCCUUCUACCAGGUGCACCGGAUUACCGGGAAAACUGUAGCCACGGCCAGCCAAGAAAUUGUAGUCACCAGCACCAAAGUUCUCGAAAUUCCUCUCCUGCCUGAAAACAACAUGACAGCCGGCAUCGACUGUGCUGGCAUCCUGAAGCUGCGGAACUCAGACAUCGAGCUGCGGAAGGGGGAGACGGAUAUCGGAAGGAAGAACACACGGGUCCGCGUGGUCUUCCGAGUCCACAUCCCACAACCCAACGGGAAGGUGCUCUCUCUGCAGGCCGCCUCUAUCCCUGUGGAGUGCUCCCAGCGUUCGGCUCAAGAGCUGCCCCAGGUGGAGAAAUUCAGCCUGACCAGCUGUCUGGUCAGCGGGGGAGAAGAGAUGGUCAUCACCGGCUCCAACUUCUUCCCAGAGUCCAAGGUCAUCUUCCUGGAGAAAGGCCCUGAUGGACGACCACAGUGGGAAGUUGAGGCAAAAAUAAUGCGUGAGAAAACUCAAGGAUCGUGCAUCCUUGUGGAGGUCCCUCCCUACCACAGUAAGUCUGUGGGCUCAGCUGUGCAGGUGCAGUUUUAUGUCUGCAAUGGCAAGCGGAAAAGGAGCCAAUCGCAACGCUUCACUUACCUGUCAGUGUUGGUGAAACAGGAGCACAGAGAAGAGCUGGACCUCUCUGCCGUCUCCCCCAUGUCCCUCCCCCUGGCCCAUGCUGGCGGGCUGGUGCGCCCCCAGCUGCCCUCUCCGGAGCAGUGCCACCCAUCGGACGGCCUUCUGUCCGGCUCCCCCCGCGGCCUGCUCUCCCUGCAGGGCCCCUGCCCCUCCCUGGGCUCCCCGCCUUUCCAGCACCUGCCUCACCUCCAGAGUCGCAGCUUGCACCACCCCCCCGCAGACUGCCACAUGACGUUCCACCCGACCCCUGCUCCUCUCCCUGCGCCCCCCCGGCCUUCCUACCAGUCCAUGCAGCACGGCCACAGCCACAGCCUGCCCUUCAACGGCCAGUCCCCACUCCCCCCUCAGUGCUACGAGAGGAUGCCCUUCCAGCACAGCGUCUCUGCAGCGUCUCACCCGAUGGGGAUGGGGAUGGUGUACCCUUCCUCCCCGUGCUCCUCACCAUCAGCUCCCCCCUCCUCAAACAGCAUAGCUGGGUCUCCCCAGAGCCAACAACCGAUGCUCUCCCCCUCAUCCCCACGCCUGCACACACUCGGAGACUAUCACUGCUCCCCAAACCCCCCCCAGAUGCCCUCUCCCGGCAGCCACCCCCUCGCGGGGCAGCACCCCUCCCAGCUGCAUAGAGCGAUGGGCUACCACCCCGUGGGUCAGAGGUCAGCCUCCUGUCCCACCCCGUCCAGCGCCCCUGCUACCAGGAUGAUCCCCUCUCCCCACUCAGGGCCUUCCUCCCCUCAGCUCCAAUCGCUGCCCUACCAGUCUCCCACCUCCUCCUCCCCCACAUCAGGUGGCAGUCCUCUGGGGCCCAUGCAGCAGCAGCACUCAGGUCAGCACUCCCCCCAGGCCACCAGCCCGGUCAUGGCCAGCCUCUCCCCGGUGGCAGCGGGGCCUCUGAUUCACCCUCUGAGCCCACAAGGACCCUUCCCCUCGGACAAAGAGAGGCCGGACAUCAAAGAGGAGCCCGAGGAGAAGGAGCCCACCUUCCGCUCCAUCGGCCUACAGGACAUCACGCUGGACGAUGGUAAUGUAAUCAUCGGCUGA
Notothenia coriiceps (black rockcod) is the source of this 3113-nucleotide messenger RNA. RefSeq names its product nuclear factor of activated T cells 3a (gene nfatc3a). Gene Ontology annotation, molecular function: RNA polymerase II cis-regulatory region sequence-specific DNA binding; transcription factor binding; DNA-binding transcription factor activity, RNA polymerase II-specific. The coding region runs from base 57 to 3113 and encodes 1018 amino acids. Gene Ontology annotation, cellular component: transcription regulator complex. NCBI's taxonomy places the organism in Eukaryota, Metazoa, Chordata, Actinopteri, Perciformes, Nototheniidae. Gene Ontology annotation, biological process: regulation of transcription by RNA polymerase II; calcineurin-NFAT signaling cascade; cytokine production. The transcript has 10 exons. The record is from RefSeq and is a predicted model, not a curated record.